AUGAUGUCGAUGAACAGCAAACAACCUUUCAGUAUGCACCCCAUCCUCCACGAACCCAAAUAUGCUCCUCUGCACUCCAGCUCAGAGGCCAUCCGCAGGGCCUGUCUGCCCACACCGUCGCUUCAGGGCAACAUCUUCGCGGGCUUUGAUGAGCAGUUGCUGCAGAGAGCCGAGGCUCUGGCCGCUGUGGACAUCGUGGCUCAGAAGAGUCACCCGUUCAAGCCAGAUGCCACCUACCACACCAUGACCACCAUGACCAGUAUGACCUGCACCCCGACCUCCUCCUCUGCGCACUUGCACCACCCAUCGGUGCUCACCUCCCACCACCACCCGGGGCAUCACCAUCAACCAUCUCAGGGUCUUGAAGGCGAUUUGUUGGACCACCUCACACCGGGCAUCUCCCUGGGAGGCAUGCCCGGCUCAGACGUCUGCUCCACGGCAUCGCACACCGCCCACGCCGCCCACAUGUCGGCCAUCAACCACAUGCAGCAUCACCACCAUCAACAGUCCAUGAACAUGCACCCACACGCGUUGGGGUCCCACAGCUCUUUGGGUGGAGGCGGUGGAGAUGCGGAGCCCGAUCCCCGGGAGCUGGAGUCAUUCGCUGAGAGGUUCAAACAAAGGCGGAUCAAACUCGGGGUCACCCAAGCGGACGUGGGUGCUGCCCUGGCCAACCUUAAGAUCCCCGGGGUCGGAUGUCUCAGCCAGAGUACCAUCUGCAGGUUCGAGUCUCUCACGCUGUCGCAUAACAACAUGGUGGCCCUGAAGCCGAUCCUGGAGGCCUGGUUGGAGGAGGCGGAGCGGGCACAGAGAGAGAAGAUGUCCAAACCAGAGAUCUUUAACGGGGGUGACAAAAAGAGGAAACGCACGUCUAUCGCUGCCCCGGAGAAGCGCUCCCUGGAGGCUUAUUUCGCCGUACAGCCGAGGCCAUCGUCGGAGAAGAUCGCCGCAAUCGCAGAGAAACUGGACCUGAAAAAGAACGUGGUCCGGGUAUGGUUUUGCAAUCAGAGGCAAAAGCAGAAAAGGAUGAAGUUUUCUGCGACGCACUAA
This is a messenger RNA of Scomber japonicus (chub mackerel), 1050 nucleotides long. It is a transcript of the gene pou4f4, whose product is annotated as POU class 4 homeobox 4. Gene Ontology annotation, molecular function: RNA polymerase II cis-regulatory region sequence-specific DNA binding; DNA-binding transcription factor activity, RNA polymerase II-specific. NCBI's taxonomy places the organism in Eukaryota, Metazoa, Chordata, Actinopteri, Scombriformes, Scombridae. Gene Ontology annotation, biological process: regulation of transcription by RNA polymerase II. The coding region runs from base 1 to 1050 and encodes 349 amino acids. The transcript has 2 exons. The record is from RefSeq and is a predicted model, not a curated record.